This is a messenger RNA of Penicillium malachiteum, 351 nucleotides long. RefSeq lists its product as uncharacterized. The record is from RefSeq and is a predicted model, not a curated record. NCBI's taxonomy places the organism in Eukaryota, Fungi, Ascomycota, Eurotiomycetes, Eurotiales, Aspergillaceae. The coding region runs from base 1 to 351 and encodes 116 amino acids. The transcript has a single exon.
AUGGUCGAGUUGGAUAGCUUGCAUACUCCAACAGUGAUGCAAGUGUGGCCCAAAACGGGCUCAUCCGAACUCGAACCGCAAUUGAUCCGUGCAUCAAGCAUCCAUCUUUCAAUCUGGGAUCUUAUGAUUGACGAGUUGGAAGAGGAUGAGAAAAGAGCAAAUCACGAAAACACGGCUCACUCGGAGAAACCCACGACGCUUUCAAGCUUAGACGUUGUCAAGAGCCUUCAUCUUCCGUUCACGACUCCAAUUGAAGAUCGAGAACUUUAUGAGUCCACGAAGUAUUUGCUUUUCACCCAGUUGGGAAUUGUCUACGAUGCGGAUGCGCUUGAGCCCAUCAUAUUUACCUAG